AUUUGAUCAAAUGUUUAUUGAGAUAAGGAAAUGGAUGACGGUCUCCUACAAGGCCCUUGAAGCUAUUGCACUUGUAAGCAAUAAUAGUCCACUUCAUUGUGUGCGCAUGUGAGAAUUAGACAUCAACCCACAGUAGCAGGCAGUAAGCAUAAUUUGCAGAGAUGACAUCCAUGACCAUGACAGGCUCAUUCCUAGUUGGUUCGACCAUGACCAAACAACCUUUCACAACCCCACGCAGAGGACUGAUCGUGGCCAAGGCCUCAAGAACCACUGAGGAAGAAAGGGUCAGUGUGGAGAUGAAGAACAAGGAAGAGAGCAGCAGUAGGAGGAGGGAUUUGGUGUUUGCAGCUGCAGUUGCAGUUGCAGUUGCUGCCGCAUUCUCCAUUCCCAAAGUUGCAAUGGCCGAGGAUGAGCCUAAGGCAGGGACCCCAGAAGCUAAGAAGAAGUAUGGACCUGUAUGUAUCACAAAUCCUACUGCUCGUAUCUGCCGCAAGUGAGGGAAUUCUAUCUUCUCAUAUGCAAUGCUGAUUGGUGUUUAAGGUAAUGUAAAAUGGUACCCACUUGUAUCCUUUCAUUGGGAGAAUCCUCUUUGUUAUACUUCUCCUAGUUUUCCUUUUUCUCUAUUUUUCUUUCCUUUUAACAUUUUUACAAAAUCCAAAUACCUGACUGCUUUCCCCCUUCAAUUAUCUUCUAAUUGAGGACGUUAAAACGGACUUUGUACCUGUUAGAACUUCUUCAGUUUAGGGGAUAUCGAAAUGCAGUCUAGUGCCUUAAAGAUUGUCGCUGGUUUCCAGUAUUUGAAGAAUUUAAUAAGUUACUCAUGAGCCCAA
Molecule: messenger RNA, 830 nt
Organism: Hevea brasiliensis (rubber tree)
Lineage: Eukaryota; Viridiplantae; Streptophyta; Magnoliopsida; Malpighiales; Euphorbiaceae
Product: photosystem II 5 kDa protein, chloroplastic
Exons: 1
Coding region: 162-497 (111 amino acids)
Source: RefSeq, a predicted model, not a curated record